Trichoderma atroviride IMI 206040 is the source of this 2671-nucleotide messenger RNA. The record is from RefSeq and is a predicted model, not a curated record. NCBI's taxonomy places the organism in Eukaryota, Fungi, Ascomycota, Sordariomycetes, Hypocreales, Hypocreaceae.
GAGAUGAAUAGAUAUACAAGUAAAUCAAUGAAGACUUGUGGAAAGAGCCUAUUAAAUAGCACCUAAUGCAAAACAAUUCGCCUUGUAUCUACGAGCCUCAAAUGCUAUGGAGCCCGAAAAUGGUGUUUAGGUGCUACCUACGUGCUGUGGCGCAGAAAAGUUAGAGCGUGGCCCGUGCGGUUCCCGAUUGAUUUUAUUUGCAGCUCCCAAACUCUGGAAUAAACCAUCCGCUCUAGACCAUAGAAAAGUUCUUGUGAAGCGCCAUCGUCUCGCCCACGCGCCCGCUUCAUCUUCUUUCUACGCCCGGAUACGAAUCAGUCGCCAGUAUCUCUUAUUACGCAUCACGGUCUCUGAUCCCCCCCGCUCAGCUUCACGCGAUACAAUGGCGUCGGCCGUGAGUGACGUACCGCGCCGUGAGCGCGGAAUGCCACGAGAUGGUGAUUUCUAUCGUCCUUCGAGAGGCGAUCGCUCUCCAUCGCCUGCUCCUCCCGUGCGAACCGAAGAAGAGAAGCAGGCAGCAGCAAAAGCCGAGUACGAAAAACUGCUAAACAUGCGAUCGGGAGGAACCUACAUCCCCCCCGCGAGGCUCAGAGCGCUCCAGGCGCAGAUCACGGACAAGACCAGCAAAGAGUAUCAGAGGAUGGCGUGGGAGGCGCUGAAGAAGAGUAUCAACGGUCUGAUCAACAAGGUCAACACCGCCAACAUCAAGUACAUCGUUCCCGAGCUGUUUGGCGAGAACUUGGUUCGGGGCAGGGGCCUGUUCUGCAGAUCCAUCAUGAAAGCCCAGGCUGCGAGUUUGCCCUUCACGCCCAUCUACGCGGCCAUGGCGGCGAUUGUCAACACGAAGCUUCCCCAGGUCGGUGAGCUGCUGAUAAAGCGCCUGAUUAUGCAGUUCCGCAAGGGAUUCAAGCGAAACGACAAGGCCGUUUGCCUCUCCUCGACGACGUUCCUCGCGCAUCUGAUCAACCAGCAGGUUCAGCAUGAGAUGCUAGCUGGCCAAAUUCUCUUGCUGCUCCUGCACAAGCCGACGGACGAUAGUGUUGAGAUUGCUGUGGGAUUCUGCAAGGAGGUGGGGCAAUACCUGGAGGAGAUGCAGCCUGCCAUCUCGAUGGCCGUGUUCGAUCAGUUUCGCAACAUCCUCCACGAGUCGGACAUCGAUAAGCGGACACAGUACAUGAUUGAAGUUCUUUUCCAGAUCCGAAAAGAUAAGUUCAAGGAGAGCCCGGCCAUCAAAGAGGAGCUGGACUUGGUUGAAGAGGAGGACCAAAUUACACACAAGGUUGAGCUUGAUGGCGAGGUUGAUGUUCAGGACGGGCUCAACGUUUUCAAGUUUGACGCCGAGUGGGAGGAGCACGAGGAGGCCUAUAAGAGACUCAAGGCAGAAAUUCUUGGCGAAGGCAGCGAUGACGAAGACGACGAGGACGACGAGGACGAGAGCUCCGAGGAGGAGGAAGACGAGGAGUCAAAGGCCGUGGAGAUCAAGGACCAGUCCAACGCCGACUUGGUCAACCUUCGAAGGACCAUCUACCUGACCAUCAUGUCGAGUGCCGACCCAGAAGAAGCAGUUCACAAGCUGAUGAAGAUCAACCUGCCUGAAGGUCAAGAGCCCGAGCUACCAUCGAUGAUUAUCGAGUGUUGCUCCCAGGAAAAGACUUACACCAAGUUCUUUGGCAUGAUUGGCGAGCGCUUUGCCAAGAUCAACCGUCUGUGGUGCGAUCUCUUCGAGCAGGCCUUUGCAAAGUACUACGAGACUAUUCACCGAUAUGAGAACAACAAGCUGCGAAACAUUGCAAUGCUGUUUGGUCACAUGUUUGCGUCCGACGCUCUAGGCUGGCAUUGCCUUGGCGUCAUUCACCUCAACGAAGAUGAAACUACAUCCAGUAGCCGUAUCUUCAUCAAGAUCCUGUUUCAGCACAUCUUGGAGGAAACCGGAUUGCCCAAGCUGAGGGCACGCCUGACCGACGAAACUCUCCGACCUAACCUCGAAGGCAUCUUCCCCAUGGAGAACCCCCGCAACAUCAGAUUCUCCAUCAACUACUUUACCAGUAUUGGCCUGGGUGUUUUGACCGAGGAGAUGCGAGAGCAUCUUCAGAACAUGCCUAAGCCUGCGCUCCCCGCCCCUGUUGCUCAGGACCGCUCAGAUUCAGAUUCUGUAUCGAGCUAUUCAUCUCAUUCUCGCUCGUCAUAUUCUUCUCGCUCACGCUCUAGGAGUCGUUCUCCGGCUCGUUCUCCGGCUCGUCGUGGCGGUGGCGGACGAGGCCGAUCGCUUUCUCGAACGCCCCCAAGGCGUGGUGGGAGGGAUCGAUCGUACUCGGAUUCACGGUCUCGCUCACGGUCUCGCUCACGUUCUGCUGCCUCUCGCGCUCGUGGUCGCGGCCGCGGCCGCCCUCGCUCUAGGACACCUUCUCGCAGCCGCAGUCCGCCAACGAAGCGAAGGCGUUCGGUUUCGUCUCAUUCUUCGGCAUCCUAUUCCUCUCGCUCUCGGUCUAGGACACGUUCCAUCAGCCGUAGUCCGCCGAUGAAGCGUGCGAGACGGAGAGACUGAGGACUUUUUCUUUUUAAGCUUACGUUUUAUACCUUUGGAUGGGGAUAUGCAUAGUAAUGGAAUAAAGGAAAAUAAGUUUGAUUUUAGCGAUUGUAAUGGAAAAUAAUAAAUUGAUUCAUUUUCUUC